UUGUCAGAGGUGGCAGGAAGCCUUUUGGCCGCGGACAGCGCGGCAGACACGGAGGUCGGUGCAUUUAGACACGUGUUUUUUCUAAAAAAAAACUUGUCUUAUCGGUUCCCACUUCGGCCAGGGACCCGCGCGAGUGAGGCCGCCAGACGUUUCCUUUGGCUCCAGGCUGGGCGCACGUGCUGCCAGGAAACGCCCCUUCCCACACCAACCUCUCUCACGCCUCCCUAUUGCUCGAAUAGUUUCUUGGGAGUGAGUGACCGACCCCCCCCUUUCAACUCCUGUCCGCAUCUGGCCUCUGCUCCCUUUCCAGCUUAGCCCGGGAAUCUCUCGAGCAGCACCGGCUCUCCAGGGCUGGGCGCACGCCUUGACCAGAUGGAGAAAAGGAAGCCGCCGGCCGCGCUGGAUCAGCCCCUGCGAACCGCCAGCUGCAAUGGGUACGCGCUGGCCGAGAAGCAGCCGGCCCUUCAGCGGAGUCGCUCGGGAGAAGCGCCGUCCCGUAGCUGGAAGAGCGCGGCUGGCGGGCAUCCCUUAGAGAGCUGGAAGGAAGAGCGGACCCGCAGCGAAGAGGACAACGAAAUGAACUUGCCCGGCUUGGCCGCCGCUUACACCACCAUCCUGCGGGCCUUGGGCGAGGACCCGCAGCGCCAGGGGCUGCUCAAGACGCCCUGGAGGGCGGCCACGGCCAUGCAGUACUUCACCAAAGGCUAUCAGGAGACCAUUACAGAUGUACUCAAUGAUGCCAUAUUUGAUGAAGACCAUGAUGAGAUGGUGAUUGUGAAGGAUAUUGAUAUGUUUUCAAUGUGUGAACAUCACCUGGUUCCAUUUAUCGGAAAGGUGCAUAUAGGUUACCUUCCCAACAAACAAGUCCUUGGGCUCAGCAAGCUUGCAAGGAUUGUGGAAAUAUACAGUAGACGAUUACAAGUUCAGGAGCGCCUUACAAAACAAAUUGCUGUUGCCAUCACAGAAGCCUUGCAGCCUGCUGGAGUUGGGGUGGUGAUUGAGGCAAC
Molecule: messenger RNA, 1007 nt
Organism: Thamnophis sirtalis
Lineage: Eukaryota; Metazoa; Chordata; Lepidosauria; Squamata; Natricidae
Source: RefSeq, a predicted model, not a curated record